This is a messenger RNA of Mesocricetus auratus (golden hamster), 906 nucleotides long. Its product is annotated as centromere protein S. The record is from RefSeq and is a predicted model, not a curated record. Gene Ontology annotation, molecular function: chromatin binding; protein heterodimerization activity. The coding region runs from base 157 to 561 and encodes 134 amino acids. NCBI's taxonomy places the organism in Eukaryota, Metazoa, Chordata, Mammalia, Rodentia, Cricetidae. The transcript is spliced from 5 exons. Gene Ontology annotation, cellular component: Fanconi anaemia nuclear complex; FANCM-MHF complex. Gene Ontology annotation, biological process: resolution of meiotic recombination intermediates; replication fork processing.
UGCCCGCAAGACCCUUCCGCGAGCUGACGCCAGGGGGCGCGCGCGGGACCGGGGAGGAGGCGCUUCGCGCUUUGACCCUCUGCGCAGCCCGUCGCGGACGUAGAGCGGGAAAAUCUGACUCGACAGUGGCUCGCCUGCGCGGGGCGCUCCGCGGUGAUGGAGGAGGUGGGCGCUGAGGAGCAGCAGCGAUUCUGUCAGCGGCAGAGGCUGAAGGCUGCAGUUCACUACACCGUCGGCUGUCUUUGCCAGGAAGUUGCGUCGGAUAAGCAGGUGCAGUUCAGCAAGCAGACCAUUGCAGCCAUCUCGGAGGUGACUUUUCGACAGUGCGAAAAUUUUGCCAAAGACCUUGAAAUGUUUGCCAGACAUGCUAAAAGAAGCACGAUUACCACAGAAGACGUGAAGCUCUUAGCCAGGCGGAGUAAUUCACUGCUAAAAUACAUCACCGAGAAAAAUGAAGAGAUUGCUCAGCUUAACCUAGAGCGAAAGGCCAAGAAGAAAAGGAAGCCAGAGGAUGGGAACAAGGACUCCUUGGAGCCCGAUGUUGAUGUGGGUGAGCAGUGACAGUUAUGUCCUGGCCCCUUGAGACACCAGCAGUUUGAGCAUGAAGAAGCACACACCACCAGGGGCGGUCUGAUGGACAAGGAAAGAUGUUUCAAGGCUUUCACGCUACCCACUUCAAGACAUCGGAUACGGCUGAAAGAGCCGGGAAUCCCCGCAGAGCUGCCUGUGCUUUCGUCUGCAUGGAAAGGCCGUGCUGUUGGGAUGGCAUGAUGUGGCUUAGCGGCUGAGGCUGACAGCGUGCUAGCAGUUAGACAUGCUGUGUGUUUGGGGACAAGCAUAAUCUCUCACUGUUUAUUUCCUAGGCCAAAUGACUCUCUGAAUGGUGAGUAAAGCUCUGUUUACUUA